AUGAUUGAACCGGGAACGUUGGAAUCGGGAUGUGGACGAUCGCUCUGGAAGCUGAACGACAAUACCGCGGAGAGUGCGCCGCCGCCGGGAAGGUACCUCCGAAUAACUGAUAGGAGACUACGCAUGUUGUCCGCCCUUGUGCGCGACCUUCGCUUCGAAAAACUUCUUGAGGCCGCAAUUCUGGCACAAAGCUACUGGCGGGGAAUCUUGUCACGCCGGGAGAAUAAACACAGGCUGCCGAUGCUACAGGAACGAAUGCGGCAGAGGGAAGCCGUAGAGCUUAUACAACAUGCGUACCGUAAUCAUCUUGCCACUCGCGGACCCAUCAAAGAGAAGCACGAGCUUCGGGCUCACCGUCUCUUGGUACAGCGUCUAGUGGUAAUUCAACGGCACCUUCGCGGUAGGCAGAGUGUAGUGGAGGAGCGAAACCGUGGCCUAGGUGUAAUUGUGCAAUUAAAUGAAGCCAUUUUAGAGGCCCGACGCCGGGUUGCGGCAUCCAUUGUCAUACAAUCUUCCUGGCGCAUGUGUGCUGUCCGCAUCCGCAUCCUGAGGCUGCUCGCCGCCACAAUUCGGGUUCAGUCCGUGUGGCGAGGUCACGUGGGUCGGGUGGAAGCACGUGAGAGGCGGGUCCGUGAGCGGCUGCGAAAGCAGGACCGAUUGGCGGUGCUCCUCCGUCAUGUUUAUCCGGUCCAAAAGCGGUGGAGAGGUGUGCUGGCGAUACGAAAGGCGAAAGAAUACGUGGAAGGUUUGAAGAAAAAUGUCGUGGCGUAUUUAGAAGAACAAGAGAGGAUAGUAGAUGCCAUGUGGGGUAGAUUCAAGUGCGUGGCAAAUGUAGAGUUGUCCGUGUUGAAGAUAUUGGAUGUGCUGCGUGCUUACCGUUCGCGAGAGGAAUGUGCUAAAAUGUAUCCUUCGAUGCUCACGCGACGUCGCUUUUUGUUACGCAUAGUAUGGAAGAAACGCGCAACUCAUAUUGCUGGGAUCAUGCGUGAGCAGCAACUAACGAAAUGGAUGUUGCAGCGGCGCCGCGAGGAGGUGGCGGACGCUGUUCUGCUCCUUCAGUGCGCCGUGCGCCGAUGGUUUGCCCAAAGGAAAAGUAUGGCCCUGCGCCGGGCGUUAGACUGGACGCAUGUAUGUGCCCGCAAGAUACAAUCCAUGUACAAACGUCAAAUGGGCCGCCGUAUGUUCUUAGAAGCCAAGAUGGCUACCAAACUGAGGGAGGAGCAACGUAUGAUCUCUCAACUGAGGCACUACUGCGCCUCCAAGAUACAGGCAACAUGGCGUAUGUUCACCGUGUGGCAUGAGAAUAAGGACUACCUUCAUUUCUUGCACCAUGGUCGUCAUAAAUAUGCAACAACUAUCAGGAAUGCUUGGAUCACCUACAGAGAGCGGCAACAGAAGAAAGUAAUCAUCGGGAUGCGUCUUAUGGAGCACCAGCAAAAACAGAGCGCUCAAGAGCAGCUUUUGUCAGUUUUGCGUAUCCAAGCCAUGGUCCGCAUGUUCCUCGUUCGAUCCCGAAUGCUGCGAGAUGGUGUGCAACUGCGACCGACGCUGGCCAAGCUGCAUCGCUCCGCGAGAAGUAUUCAGAUGUCCUGGCGUCGACACGCUGCCUAUGAGUACGUUUCGCAACUCCGCUUUUCGCGUGCGUACUACGACCAACACAAGGUGAACAUGGAGUCCCUGCACACGUACGCAACCAUGAUCCAAUCUCUGGUGCGGGCAAAGGUCAUCAACCCGUGGCUGGUAGCGGUACGGGAGCUGGAGCUCGAGCAAGCUAGCACAGAAGAGAAAGAAAGAAGACGGGAGAAAAUGUUAAAAACAUAUGCUCUAUUUACAAAAGAAAAUAUGUUCCCCGGCGCAGGUAACAGACUUUCCGCAUGCGGCCCCGAAGCCCUUGUGGCGGGAGGAAGAACGUCACUCGAUACCGGCUCUUUUGUGACUCCCCUCCGGAACACAGGUACGAGUUAUAUCUCUGAGGGUCCAUGUUCAUUCAGUGUGAAGCUAUGUGAAACGUGCGUAUUGCCAACUCGGUCAGUGAGUCGCUCUUGUCUGUCGGGCACGUCGCAAUCCGCAGAUAUUUGCGCGCAGAAGGGUGACGAGCACCAAUCGUUGGACACUACUAGCUUACACCAAGUCGAUGGCCAGAGAUCACCCUCCUCGGACCAAUUAGACGUAGUCAAGUCUUGCACCGCAAACGCUGUUCACCCGCCUUUGCGCAACAUGGACACGAGGUCAACUACUAUUCUCGGUUCCUUGUCAGCUAUCUUUUCAGGACGCCCUGAUCUGGAGGGUUCUGCCGAUGGACGCAGAACCUCUGCAGGGUUGAGGGGGAGGGAAACUUCGCAUUCUUCGUGUCCAGCAGGGUCUGAGUUUGCAAGCGUCACAACAUCUGAAUAUUCUUCCUCUCUAUGCUAUGAUCCAGUUGUUCUUGCCGCGGUGGUUGCAUUAAUUCAGCGCUGCGGUCGUGGAUUUCUUUCGCGGGCUUCCACACGACGGAGCCUUCAGAAAAGUGAUCGGUGGCUGGCCGCCGUUGAUAUACAGCGGAUGUGGCGUGGGUUCUGCGCUCGGCAGCUGGUUGAGGUUUACUACGAGUUCUACACGGAAGAGGUGGAGGUAGCCGCAGCCGAGUAA
Trypanosoma brucei brucei TREU927 is the source of this 2628-nucleotide messenger RNA. RefSeq lists its product as hypothetical. Bases 1 to 2628 code for a protein of 875 amino acids. Gene Ontology annotation, biological process: mitotic cell cycle; spindle organization; establishment of meiotic spindle localization. NCBI's taxonomy places the organism in Eukaryota, Euglenozoa, Kinetoplastea, Trypanosomatida, Trypanosomatidae. The record is from RefSeq and is a predicted model, not a curated record. Gene Ontology annotation, molecular function: protein binding. The transcript has a single exon. Gene Ontology annotation, cellular component: spindle pole.